UUCGCAUAGACACCAUUCCGCAAAAUGAUACCGAAUGUUUAUCUGUUCCUUGUAAUUCUAAUAUUUUUUAGUGUUGAAUCCCAAUCUCAAUGUAAUCGAGAUCCUACUACCAACUGUGUAGUUUAUGAUGGUUUGCACUUAAAAAUCUUUGAUGGAUCACUUUUGAGUUAUGAUUCAAAGUGUGGGUACACUCUUGUUUCGAUCAAUUCAAAAGGAAUCAAUUUGGAAAUAAAUCUUCUUCAAAAUGUACAAACUUUACAAGUAAAGUAUGCCGAGCAUGUCUACGAUGUUAAAAUUACAGGUGCAGCAAUUGAAGUUAAAAUAGAUGGAAAUGUACAAAGUAUUCCUCAUGAUUUGUCUGGAGUGUCCAUUAGUAAACCAGGAGCUAUGGUUGUUGUGGAAAUUAAAGAUUUGGGAUUAAAAAUACGAUACGAUGGAAGGACUGCAGAAGUUAUUCAACGGAAUCAAUUUAAUGAUCGUGCAAUGUUGGGAAUGUGCGGAAAUAAUGAUGGAUGCAGUGGAAAUGAUAUGGUAAUGAAGAAUGGUGGAAUUGCUGGAAAUAAUCUUCAAUUUGCUGAUAGCUGGAGUAUAGGUGGAUGUAGAUCUGGAAAUUAUCUUAAUAGUUGUGGAACUAAUCGUCAUUUUUACACACAAGCCCAAAAUUUUUGUAAUGAUCUAUUUAACGAUCAGAAAUUUACAAAAUGCAGUGCAUUCAACUCCCAAUUUAUGAAUAUUUGUACAUCAAAUUAUUGUAAUUGUAAAUUGGCAAAUAGAAAUGAUUGCAUGUGUGAUAUGCUGGACGUCUACGCUAGAACCUGUCAAAUUAAAACCAACGAUAUUAUUAGUUGGAGAAAUUCAACACUUUGUCCAAUUAACUGUAGAAAUCAAGAACAACAAUACAUGACUUGCGCUCCUAAUAAACGGCAAUUAUCGUGCAAUGAAAUAGAAACAGAUACUUCAAAUUUGGAUUGCGAGGAAGGCUGUUAUUGUCCUAAGGGAUUACGUUUACAGGAGGAUAGAUGCCUAUUUGUCGAAGAGUGUGAUUGUUACUACAACAACGUAGCAUACAAAUCUGGAACAUCAAUAGCUCAAGAAUGCAAUAUGUGCACUUGUAGAAAAGGACAAUGGAUGUGUACAACUAAAACCUGUCAAGUUGAAGCCAGUUGCUAUGCUGAUCCACAUUACACGACUUUUGAUGGUAAAAAAUACGACUUUAUGGGAAAAUGUAUGUAUUAUGUGGUGCGAGGAAAUGGAUUUGAUGUUAUUUGCGAUCAUUAUAUUAUAUGGAAUGGAGCAUUUGUUAAAGAUGAAAAAUCAUCUAUACCAUCAUAUUGCGCAAAAGUUAUUGUACAACUAAGAGACCACAUCAUUGAAUUGGAACAGGGUCGCAAACUAAAAUUAAAUGGCUUCAGACUUGAACGAUUACCUUUUAAUUCUCCAUUAUUCCGAAUUACCGAACCGAGUAGUCAAUUAGUCUCAGUUUCAUUAAGAAAUAACGUUGAUGUUAAUUUUAAUGGUGAUUCUUGGCUCAUCGUUAAAAUACCUACCACAAUGAUAGGAAGAGUGAGCGGAUUAUUUGGAACUUACACAAAAUCGCAAGCUGAUGAUUUCCUAAUGGCUAAUGGUUCUCUUACGACUGAUCCGAAUUUGUUUGGCCAUUCUUGGAAAGUCCCCGGAAGCUGUGCAAAUGAAUAUACAGGACCAGUAUAUCAUCCAUGUAGCAUAAAUCCAGAAAAUCGCGAGAAAGCUGAACAAGCUUGUGCUCCAUUAAAAAGUAAUCUAUUCGCAGAUUGUCUUGAAGAUAUUGAGACAAAUUACGAAAAUUGCGUUUAUGAUGGCUGCGAAUGCGUCGAUAAAAUAAAAACUUGCGUUUGCAAUUUCUACGCGUUACAAGCAGCGAAAUGUGCUGCGAAAGGCAAACCGGUGGAUUGGCGAAAAACAAUCACUCAAUGCCAAGUUCAAUGUCCCGCAGGGCAAACGUACCAAACAUGUGAGAAUUCUUGCACUCGCACCUGCGAUGAUAUUAGCACCAAUUCACCAUGCGAGUCGUCUUGCCUUGAAGGUUGUAAUUGUCCAGAAGGACAAACAUUAAAUGAAAAAAAUCAAUGCAUUCCAAUUAAUAAGUGUACUUGUCUUUGGAAAGAUGGAAGAUACAAUCCUGAAACGACCUUUAUAAACGGCGAAAAUAAAUGCACUUGCUCUAAUGCUAAAUGGAAUAUAACAACUACUACUGCAGAUGAUAAAUUGAAAUACCCGGACUUAAAGGACCUAAAGAAACGAUGCAAUGCGGAUGAUUUUAUGACUUAUACAGGCUGUAAACGAGUGAAAAGUGUGAUUUGCCAGUUGCAUAAAUUAUUUAAUAUAUGGAAACAUCUCAAUGAGGAUUCAAAUUAUAAUAAUUGUCAAAGUGGAUGUCAAUGUUCCGAAGGAUUUGUUUUUGAUGAAGAAUUAAAUACUUGUGUUAGACGCGAAGAUUGUCCGUGCAUGUAUAAAGGAAUUAGUUAUGCGGAUAAAACAACAAGAAAUGAUAGAAAUCAAACCUGUGUUUGCAAAGAUGGAUUUUGGGCUUGUAAUCCAUCAGCAGAUCAUUGGGAAAAAUGUAGCAUUUGGAAUAACAUUCAUAUAAGAACUUUUGAUGCAACAGUAUAUUCUUUUAAAGGAAACUGCGAAUAUACACUUUUCGAACAUUCACUUCCAACUGGUGGAGUAUUUAGAGUAACAGUAACGACGGCACAAUGUAAUGUUGGUUCAUGUAUUAAGAGUGCUAAAAUUUAUUACAAAGAUACAACGGGUCGUGAAGAUAUUGUAACAUUUGUAGUUGGUCAAGAAUUCGUUCCACCUGGUUUGUUAGCGAGUCUUGUUAUUACAGAUUUAGAUCUUUCUGUUAUGGUUGAUGUUAUUGGAAUGGGAAUAAGAGUUGUUUGGAAUAAAGGAGGUUGGUUACAUGUACAUGUUUCUAGAGUUUGGGUUACAUGGAAUCAUGUUGGGUUAUGUGGAAAAUACGAUGAUAAUCCCAAUAAUGAUUUGACAACUCCAAACAAUCAGAAUGAUGUUACGGAGUUGGUUGAUUAUUAUAGAGUUGAUAAAUCAUGUCCUGGUUGUACUCAAUUGAAAGAAGUAAAUUUAAUGCCUAUAGAAAACCCAUGCGAAAUUUUAUAUAGUAAUGUUUUUAAAACAUGUCGGUUCCUAACACCCGUUAAUGAGUACUAUAAUAGAUGCUUAAUUGAUGCUAGUUUACAAUUACUUAUACCAGAAAAUCAACGUUAUAAUUAUUAUUGUCAAACAUUAUCGGCCUACGCCCAAGAAUGUAAUGAUGUUGAUGAACCCGUCGAGUGGAGAACAAACGAUAUUUGUCCGUAUAACUGUAAACCUAACAAAGCGUAUUAUUCAUGUGAAACACCUUGUCCCAAGGAUACUUGCGAAAAAGAUAAUAAUUGUCCAGAUAGAUUAUGUUCAGAAGCUUGCAAUGUUUCACCUUGCCCAUUUAAUUUAAUUUAUAAAGACUCGACAUACACAUAAUGCGUACCUAAAAAUCAA
Messenger RNA from Onthophagus taurus, 3537 nucleotides. Its product is annotated as IgGFc-binding protein-like. NCBI's taxonomy places the organism in Eukaryota, Metazoa, Arthropoda, Insecta, Coleoptera, Scarabaeidae. Gene Ontology annotation, cellular component: extracellular matrix. The record is from RefSeq and is a predicted model, not a curated record.